AUGAGCGCAAAACCCAUCCUCGUGUUUUACCACGUUCCUGGUGAUGGGGACGAGGCAGAGAUGCCGAAUGCUUUCCCAGUCUUAAAGGCUGAUGGACACAUCCUUCUGCAGGACAUCCGCAGCAAGUUCCCGCUUCCGGGGACGUAUCACUUCCGGUUUAAGAUGCGAUGGGGCCCAGACCCGGCGCAUGUUGCGUGGAUGGAUGUCACGAACGAGGCCGCACAGGUGCCGAUGUUCGACGGCCGGGUUGUGGCAAAGGUGACGCGCGUGUGCUGGGAGUCCAAGACGGACGUCGCAGCUUUGAAUGGCGUGGGCAAGCCGCAGGCUGCGCCCAAGCCACCGCCGGAUGUGCUUUCCUUCGACAGUCCGGUGGUGGCCCCAUCGGCAGCCCCAUCAGCGCCCUCGGCGCCGGUCGCAGGCUACGCUUCUGGUCCGACUCCCCAGGCCCCGAAGCCGAACGAUGACUUCGAUAUGCUCUUCAGCUGA
This is a messenger RNA of Symbiodinium sp. CCMP2456, 486 nucleotides long. Lineage: Eukaryota; Dinophyceae; Suessiales; Symbiodiniaceae. The record is from the annotation of a GenBank genome assembly.